AGUCAAAUGUUAUCACUCUUGAGGCAGUGAGGGAGGAUACAUGGCAUUGGGAAAAGCUGGGAAGAUCAGAGCAAACUCCUCCAAAUAAAAUAAGAGGGAAGUUGACUUCGGGAUGUGUGAAUGACUUGCCCUUUAGGCCUAUAUAAACCCCACCACAUCGCCCAUUAGAUUGGCAAAACAGGAAGGCAGGCUUUAGUUCGAAACCUUUUUUGUGGUUCCUUACAGAUGAUGGAGCAGAAGAAGCCUUUGCUUCAGGUCUUGGCUCUGCUGUUCUUCUUGUCAUGCCUUCUUCUCCCUCUGGGUGCUUCAUCUCUAUAUGGGAACCUUGCUGUGAGGAACCAAGAACCACACCUUCCAGAGGUUACAGAUCAGGUAAUGGCCAGAGUAGUGAGAAUGAUGGAAGAAGAAAUGGCCAGGAUGGACAUUGAAGGUAAUGAUUAUCCAGGAUCAGGCGCAAACAAUCGCCAUGAUCCUGGGAGUCCUGGAAGAGCCUGAAUCAUAGUUGCUGCGAUUCUCAUGUGGAAAAAGGGGCCGUAGAAGUGAUGAUGUUAGUGAAUCUAGCAAAGUAGAUAGAGUUAUGAUUACAUGUAGCAUGCUCCAUUGGUCUUUGUAUUAAUAUAUCAACCUUAUAAGAGUAGACAAGGAUUGAUUAAUUUAAACCUUUAUGAGCUUCUUUUUUAUUGAAAAAAAUUAUUAGCCUUUCAAGUUA
Molecule: messenger RNA, 709 nt
Organism: Elaeis guineensis (African oil palm)
Lineage: Eukaryota; Viridiplantae; Streptophyta; Magnoliopsida; Arecales; Arecaceae
Source: RefSeq, a predicted model, not a curated record